AUUCUCUUGUCCGUUCGUGCACGGCAUAAGUUGCAACUCGCAAUUACUGUAAUAGGUUCGUUUAUUUUUAAAGAUAAUUUUUUUGUUAGAAGUUUAUAGUAAAGUUUUUAACAUAUAGUUGAACAAACGACGAAAUCGGCCAUGUCUUUCAUACCCGGUUCAUUGGGUUUCGAUGAAUUCGGCACGCCAUUCAUCAUCAUUAAAGAUCAGCACAAGCAACGAAGAUUAACCGGAAUCGAUGCAUUGAAGUCUCAUAUUAUGGCAGCACGAUCUGUCGCUAAGACAUUAGUUACUUCUCUAGGGCCUAAAGGCUUAGAUAAGAUGAUGGUGUCUUCAGAUGGAGAAGUGACCGUUACUAACGAUGGUGCUACUAUAUUGAACAUGAUGGACGUUGAUCAUGAAAUCGCCAAAUUAAUGGUACAACUUUCACAGUCGCAAGACAAUGAAAUCGGAGAUGGAACUACUGGCGUAGUCGUCAUUGCUGGUGCAUUACUUGAACAAGCUGAACAUCUGCUAGAUCAGGGUAUUCAUCCGAUUAGAAUUGCUGAUGGUUUUGAGUUAGCUGCUCAGAGUGCAUGCAAACAUUUAGAUUCUAUUGCUGAUUCAUUCCCCGUUGACAUCAAUAAUUUAGAACCUCUUAUCAAGACAGCUAUGACAACUCUAGGAUCAAAGAUAGUAAAUAAAUGUCAUCGCCAAAUGGCUGAAAUUGCUGUCAACGCUGUCAUUUCUGUGGCAGAUUUUGAAAAGCGUGAUGUCAACUUUGAGUUAAUUAAAGUUCAAGGAAAGGAAGGUGGAAGAUUAGAGGACACAAUACUAGUGAAAGGAGUAGUUGUUGACAAAGACUUUUCACAUCCCCAAAUGCCCAAAGAACUAAAAGAUGUUUAUUUGGCUAUCCUCACCUGCCCGUUUGAACCCCCCAAGCCCAAGACUAAACAUAAGUUAGAUGUGUCUUCUGUUGAAGAUUACAGAGCGCUUCGUAAAUAUGAACAAGACACAUUCAAUGAAAUGGUGAAACAAGUUAAAGAUGCCGGUGCUACAUUAGCCAUCUGUCAAUGGGGUUUUGACGAUGAAGCCAACCAUUUGUUACUUCAGCACGAAUUGCCUGCUGUACGCUGGGUCGGCGGUCCUGAGAUUGAAUUGAUUGCUAUUGCCACUGGAGGCAGAAUUAUUCCUCGUUUUGAAGAAGUAUCCAAGGAAAAACUUGGAUACGCUGGAAAAGUUCGGGAACUUUCAUUUGGUACUACUAAAGACAGAAUGUUGGUUAUCGAAGAGUGCAAGAAUUCUAGAGCCGUCACCAUCUUUAUACGUGGUGGAAAUAAAAUGAUAAUCGAAGAAGCCAAACGUAGUAUUCAUGAUGCUUUAUGUGUUGUUCGCAACUUGGUACAAGACAAUCGCAUUGUUUACGGAGGUGGUGCAGCAGAAAUUUCCUGCGCUAUUGCAAUUUCUUCAGAAGCCGAUAAGAUUUCCUCUAUCGAACAAUAUGCAUACCGUGCCUUUGCAGAUGCAUUAGAAAGCGUUCCAUUAGCAUUGGCCGAGAACAGUGGAUUAUCUCCAAUCGAUACUCUAACUCAAGUGAGGGCCAGGCAGAUCAAAGAAAAUAAUCCAGCUUUAGGAAUCGAUUGUAUGCUUAUUGGAACCAAUGACAUGAAAGAACAAAAUGUUAUUGAAACCCUCCACAGCAAGAAACAGCAAAUCAUUCUGGCUGCACAGUUAGUAAAGAUGGUACUAAAAAUCGAUGAUGUGAGAGUUCCGGGAGAAAAUUAUGAAUAAUACUUUAAACAAAAAAAAAAAAUCGAUUGCACUUAUUUGUUUUCCUAAAAAACAGUCCUUUUUUUAUGUAUUUUUAAUUUACAUGUGUUGUGUAAAUUGAAAUAUUUUUUCUAAUAAUAAAUUAAAAUACUAAUAAAUUAAAAUUGGACGUAUAAUUUCAAUUUAAAAAAAUCUAUAAUACUAACAUCAUGAUGUUGUAUCAUAAUAUAAUAAUAGAACAACGAGGUUUAUUGAAUUACGCAAAACGGUAUUUUUCGUUCUUUAGUGUCAAACUCAUCGUUGCCUUCUUUAACGCCUUCGACAUUCAUGCCAGUGCCCCCCAAUACACCCGGGGGGCACACUGUUUGUCAUCUCAUUGCCAGUGUAGACACCAUCGGUGGUCGUACGGGUUUGUUGUCAAGUAUACGUUCUAGUUCAGCCAUUACAGUUGAAUUGAGUUUUGGCAACAACUAAACACAAAUUAAAUUCAAAUUGUAUUGUAAUCAAUUAAAAUUCUUAUUAUACUAAUAUCAUAUUUGUAAUAAAUAUAUAAUUUUAAAUAACAAA
Messenger RNA from Adelges cooleyi (spruce gall adelgid), 2316 nucleotides. RefSeq names its product T-complex protein 1 subunit epsilon (gene CCT5). Gene Ontology annotation, cellular component: chaperonin-containing T-complex. NCBI's taxonomy places the organism in Eukaryota, Metazoa, Arthropoda, Insecta, Hemiptera, Adelgidae. Bases 142 to 1770 code for a protein of 542 amino acids. The transcript is spliced from 8 exons. Gene Ontology annotation, molecular function: ATP-dependent protein folding chaperone; ATP binding; ATP hydrolysis activity. The record is from RefSeq and is a predicted model, not a curated record. Gene Ontology annotation, biological process: protein folding.